This is a messenger RNA of Schistosoma turkestanicum, 819 nucleotides long. The record is from the annotation of a GenBank genome assembly. Lineage: Eukaryota; Metazoa; Platyhelminthes; Trematoda; Strigeidida; Schistosomatidae.
UAAGAAACGCUUUUCAAUCAACUAGACACCGGUUUUAAAAACACAGUCUGUUAAUUAUGUCUGGACAAGUUUGAAGGUUGACAGCGCGGUUUGUGAACAUUAUUUUACAAUGACAAUCGAUAAUCUACCUGAGCCUGGGUCAAGUAUAACAGCGUAUUGUUCUGACACUCUAAUACAAGGAGAUGUUCUUUGUGUGGAUGUACCAAAAAGGCUGAUCGUUCUGCAAAAGCCUUCCAGUAUGGGCAGGCCUGAUACAUGUGACAUACUUAUUCUACGCGCUGAUUACCUUAGAGAUCUAAAGAGCACAAAAGAGGGGUCUCCAUCAGCUUGUCCUGAAAUAAACAUUGAAAAGAUAACUGAGCGUAUCCGAGUUAAUGAACGUAUUCAAAAGGAAAAGUUAAAGUUUUAUAACCAUGAUGUCCCUGUUGAUGCUCGUAAACUUGCCGAAUAUCUUGAGACUUUUUUCACUGUAGUUUGGGACAAGCCGAAUGUUGUUGUGAUGGAGCACACAGUCAUCAGCCCUCCUUAUAAGGAGAAUAAUGUGUCUUGCAACUCAGAUACACAGCAAGCGAGAUCGCAAACAGAAUAUGUACAGAGAAUGGUUAGUCGAUUUUAUCAAGAGCGAGUCACAGAAAACAGGAGUGGAAAUUAACACAAUUCAACUUUCUAAAAAUACACAAUACCCUUAAUCUGUUCGUCUUUCUAAUGAACUAUUUGUAUCAUGCUAAUAUUCGGUCGUCUCAUUCAUCCAUUGAGGUUCGACGUUAGAUCAUUAUCACACAUAAAAAUAUAGUUACGUACCUCAAAUUUUACUUUUAA